Molecule: messenger RNA, 523 nt
Organism: Oppiella nova
Lineage: Eukaryota; Metazoa; Arthropoda; Arachnida; Sarcoptiformes; Oppiidae
Source: the annotation of a GenBank genome assembly
CACAGCUUAGCGCCCAUGUAUUACAGGGGAGCGCAGGCGGCUAUCGUCGUAUAUGAUAUCACUAACCAGGACACGUUUAGUCGAGCGAAGACUUGGGUGAAGGAAUUGCAACGACAGGCGAGUCCUAAUAUAGUGAUCGCUUUGGCCGGAAAUAAGGCCGAUUUGGCGCAGAAGAGGGCCGUUGAGACAGAGGAGGCUCAGGCGUACGCCGACGAGAAUGGACUCCUAUUCAUGGAGACGUCUGCCAAGACAGCUAUGAAUGUAAACGACAUAUUCCUGGCGAUCGCCAAAAAGUUACCCAAAACCGAUCAAAACGCCGGUAAUGCGGGUUCGGGCGGCCGUAGGGUUGACAUCAGUGAAAAUCCACAGCAAUCGGGCGGUUGUUGUGGUGGAAGUAAAUGAGAUAUUAUUUAAUUAUAUUUCGAUUAUUAAUUUGAUAUAAUAUUUGAAAUAUAUAUAAAUAUUAUAUAUAAAAGCAAAAAAGCAAAACAAUUUAUUUUAAAUCAAUUCUUUAUUUCCCAAA